Molecule: messenger RNA, 3634 nt
Organism: Cyprinodon variegatus (sheepshead minnow)
Lineage: Eukaryota; Metazoa; Chordata; Actinopteri; Cyprinodontiformes; Cyprinodontidae
Gene: ppp4r4
Product: protein phosphatase 4, regulatory subunit 4
Exons: 23
Coding region: 97-2376 (759 amino acids)
Cellular component (GO): protein serine/threonine phosphatase complex; cytosol
Molecular function (GO): protein phosphatase regulator activity; protein binding
Source: RefSeq, a predicted model, not a curated record
CCCGUGUCCGCCCCCAUCCUCUCGUCAGGGAUGGAUGGUGCUGAGCUGCUCUCCCAUUAAGCAGCAGAGAGGAACUGGGCCGGUUCCAGUGAGCAGAUGUUCUCCGGCAGGAUGACCCUCAGCGCGCCGUGCGAGCCGCCGGAGGAGCUGCAGGAGCUGCAGGAGCUGCAGGAGCUGGCCUUCAUCGAGCGGCCGAUCCGCAGGAGCCUGAAGACUGCAGAGGAGAUUGAUCAGCUGACUGUGGAUGAAGACCUGAAUGACGUGGAGAGAGCUGUGUACCUACUCAGCUUUGGUCAGGAGGUCCAGAGAGCCAGCGUCAUCAGCAACCUACCCAGCCUGGUCCGUCAGAAUCCAGCGGAGACUUUUCGGCGAGUUGUACCUAAAGUUCGGGAGGUCUUGAAUGGAGCCGGAGCUGAAAUCCAGCUGGCAGCAGCAACUUCCUUCCUAACCAUCCUGCAGGACGACAUCAUCCUGAUCCACACGCACACCUUCUCCAUCCUGAAGACGGUGCUGCUUCACCUGAACCACAGGGAUGCAGUGGUGAGCACCGCCUGGUUGGAGACUCUGCUGUCAGCCAUCAGUGCUCUGCCCAAAGAAACCAUCAAGCAGGAGGUGCUGAACCCUCUCCUCUACCAGAGUCAGCUGUCUCACUCUCCUCAGGCUCGUCUGGCCGCCUGCCGUAUUUUAGGAAAAGCUUCCAGCAAGUUCGACUGUCUUAUAGUAAAAAAGGAGCUGCUGCCGUUGGCCCGCUCUCUGUGUCAGGAUGUGGAAUCAGACGUCCGAGUCUGUAUGUGCCGCCAGCUGGAGAGCAUGGCCCGAGCCAUUGGGGUGGAUGACACCAGAACCGAGCUCCUUCCUGAGCUGCUGGAACUCGCCGGCGAUGAGGAGAGCAGCGUUCGACUGGCCGCCUUUGACAGCAUCAUCAGUCUGAUGGAAAUGAUGGACGGAGAUGAUCUACUUCACCUUUUGGUUCCAUUGGUGAUGUCAGCAUGCGAUGCUUCGUCACAGGUGGACGAGGGGGUCACGGUGUCACUGUCGUUCCAGUUUGGGAAGCUCUGCAGUGGACUGGCAGGUUCCCUGUCGGAUGAGCAGAAGGAGCUCCUAAUGCAGAAGUUUCAGGUUCUGUGUAUCACCGGACUACCGACUGAAGAAAAUCAGAUGGACGCCAGCGAGUCCACGUUGAUCCGAUGUAACUGCUGCUACAAUAUACCGGCCAUGGUGGCCUUUGUGGAGCCGGCUCACUUCCUGUCCAAUCUAUAUCCGUCAUUCUCGGGUCUUUGCAGCGACCCGGAGGUCAGCGUUCGCCGAAGUGUAGCAGCCACUAUCCACCAGGUGGUGAAGAUGCUUGGGCCUAACGCCCAUGUGGUCCACAAAGAGCUUAUGCUGCUGCUCCAAGACAGUUCUUUGGAGGUCCUAGAUGCUCUGAUGAACCACCUGGACGAGACUCUGGAGGUGGUCCUGUCCAGAGGAGACAACCUGACGCUGGACAACAAGCUCCAGGAGCUGCUGUCUGCGCUGCUGUCGGCUGAACAGAAAGUUGGAUCUUCUCUUCGUUGGCGGUUGCAUGAGAAGCUGCUCCACCGCUACAGCUGCCUGUCUAGAUUGCUGCCAGGAGAGCUGCUGCACCAAACCUUCUCAGCUCGGAUCUUCACCAUCCUCACCACCAACAAAGUAUUACCGGUUCAGAAGGAGGCGGCAAGGACAUUUUGCACAUUCUUACGCUACAACCGCAAGCAGGAGCAGCGUCAGGAGAUGAUGGGGCGGCUGAUCCAAGAGCUCGCUCAAGGUCGCAGCUAUUGGAACCGUCUGAGAUUCCUAGAUGUUUGUGAAAUUGCCACAGAGAUUUUCUCCAGAAAAUACUUCAACAAGCACUUCCUGAUCCCGGCACUGGAACUUGUCCACGACCCUGUUGCCAAUGUCAGGUAUAAGCUCUGCCAGCUGUUGCCUCGGUUGCGUUCGUCCCUCCGCCUGCCAGCCGACAAGCUGCUGCUACAGAAACUAGAUUUCUGUGUCCAAAAGAUUCUCUGUCGAGAGAAAGACAAAGACGUUGUGGCCAUGAUCCGCAAGACAGUGUUGGAACUGGAUAAACUGGAUCUGUCUGAGCCUUUUCAUAAGAGACAUGAGUGGGACCUGCUUGAUCAGAAGAAGGAGAAGGAGGAGAUGCUUCUGCUGGAGAUGGAGCAGCUGGAGCGGCAGCAAAACGAUGAAAAGCUGAACUCUGACAAACACAUGGAAAGAAAAAGAAGAGACAGCAAGACUAGUCUGUCCUCUACCAAGUCGAUGUCCGUGUCCUCGUCAACAGGAGGCUCGUCCUCUGGUAAGAUGAUUGUGUCAUUAAACGGACGAUGCAAACGUUCAGGAGGAGGAGGAACAUGAUGAGAUAAGGAAGGUUCUGCUUUGUGUCCAGGUAAAGAGAUAAGGAAGGCCAAACUGUCUCGCAGUCGGUCCCUCAGCAGCCAGCCAACCUCGGCCAAACCUUUGAACUCGGAUCGACCUCUGUAAGAACUUCACCCAGCCUGUAGAGUCCAGCAGGUGUUUUCACCUGAUGGAUGUCUGAUCUUCCUCCACACCAUGUCCCCACAUGUAGCUCAUUGUCUGCCUUCAAGUGUUUCUUUGACCAUAGAUGUUGUUAAAGACACGUGAUCAAAUCAACAGGAGGAAAACAGACAUUUUACUAUGGUUUCUGACAAUUGACCAAUCAGGAAUAAUCUGACCAAUCUGGCCAACUGGCCAACCGAGACCAAUCUGACCAAUUAGGACCAUUCUGACCAAUAAGAAUAAAUCAGGACCAGUCUAUUUAUCUGAAUAGGCUUCUAAAUCAAGGUCCAACAAAACUGUUGGACCUUGUUCUGGUUUUUUGGAGUUUCUCUGAUAAUGCUGGUUGAUUUGUUCUUGGUUGUUUCUGUGAUGAAGGAAGGUCAAGGAUCCCAGCAGCUCUUCGGGCCUUGGGAAGUCCACCAGAGAUGAUUCCGGGAGGAUGGCCCACUUCACCUUGACGACCCAGUCCACCUCUUCCAUGCCGGUUCUAAUCAGGAGCAAAACUACGAGCCUCCUUGACCAGGCCGGUAUGCUGGAGCAGAGAGACCCCAGAACCAGCAAACUGGACCCCAGGACUGGUAACAGAGAGCACAGGAACAAUAUGAUGGAGCAUAGAACCAGUUCCCUGGAAGAAAGAGAGCACAGAACCAUCUCCCUGGACCACAGGGAUCCCAGAACCAGCACCUUGGGUCAGCGCAGUAAGACGAUGGAGCGUGGCAGUGGGAUGAUGGACAGUCAGUCCAGGAGGCUCUCCAUAAACAGGAAGUCCAGCUCUUUCCAAUUGGAAUGAGGCUAAAGACGAUGAUGUCAUCACUUCCACAUCUGGCCAAUCAGCUUCCUGGGAGCAGUUUCAGGAUGAGGCCCAGGAUGCAGCUUGGCAUCGACCGAAGCAGUGGACUCUGAUGUGACCUGAACCUACUGAGCACUGUGUCUUCUAAUCAUCUCACCGCUUCAUUUGAUUGGUUCAGUAAAACCUCACCUUCAGGUGGUUGGAGGGACCUUAUUGGACGGGGAUCACAGUGGACAACCAAAGAUGAGUCGAAUGUGAUCGGAUGGAACUUAAAGAUUAUUUUAAAAUAAAAAAACUCAAUGAAAA